AUUAUUUUAUCAUAAUGCAAAGGAAUGCAUAUUCUUUCGUUGUAGUUAAAAACAAAAUGCAAUGGUUACUAGUUAUCUGUUAAAUUUGUACAUUCAUGCGUCAUAUAUCUUUAUUUGUGUUUUCUUUCGUCUCUAUGUUAAAGCUACACACCUUUAAUUUUAAUGCAAAAAGUGAAAUAUUCAAGCUUGUACGGCAAAAACACCUAUCGCUAUAGUAAAGUGACAUAUUAGACCGCUAACUUUCUGUAAGUCAGCUGAUUUAUGGUGACAAAGCAUAAAAAGCAUGUUUUGGCGCAUUUUUAAAGUUUAUUUUAAAAACAAACAGCAGAAUUUUUCGCUAAAAAAUUAUACUGUGGGUAUCAGUUAGACCUAAGAAACAUUUUAAAAUUAAAACUUUCACUGGUCAGAAGCUAAAAGAUUACCGACAAAAAAGUCUUUGUGCUGUUUACUGUUGUUCUUGAAAAGUUGGCAAUUUAGAAGUAAUUUCGUUCAUUUGUAAGGGUCAUUUUAGUUACCAUUGGUUAGGUUCAGUUAUAUUUUUUUAGCAUGAUUGGUCCAAGAUGUCGUACGCGAUUGUUGCACACUAGACCUGUUUCUGAUAUUUGGGUAAAACGAAAAUCUUCAAAAUCUCGUAAUGUUGUUGUGACUGGCAUUGGAAUUGUGUCUCCUCUCGGGUGCGGAGUUGACUUUGUCUGGUCACGACUCCUAAAAGGGUGUUGUGGUAUUACGAACAUUCACUUUAAUAAUUGCGACAUUCCAUGCAAGGUAGGAGCAGGAGUUCCAGAGGGGUCAGGACCUGGACAGUUCUCUGCAAAGGUUUCAAGAGAAGUUUCCAAAGCAACUGCAUUUGCUGCAGCAGCUGCUGAAGAAGCUUUAAAUGAUGCAUGUUGGUCUCCAGUGACCGAUGUUGACCAGCAAAGAACAGGAGUUGCACUUGGAAUGGGCAUGGUUGAUUUGGAUGCGGUUUCCUCAACUGUAAAUGACCUUAAUGCAAAAGGAUAUAGAGCUGUUAGCCCAUACUUCAUUCCACGGAUACUUUUAAACAUGGGUGCAGGACACAUAAGCAUGAAAUAUAAACUGAAAGGACCGAACCACUCUGUUUCUACUGCUUGUACAACAGGAGCACAUGCCAUUGGUGAUGCUGCGAGAUUUAUAAUACAUAAUGAUGCCGAUGUUAUGGUAGCUGGAGGUGCCGAGUCUUGCUUGAAUGUUCUUGCCUUUUCCGGUUUUUCUAAAGCCAGAGCAUUGAGUACAAAAUACAAUGACAAUCCGAAAGUAGCUUCUCGCCCUUUCCAUCCGGAUAGAGAUGGCUUUGUGAUGGGUGAAGGAGCUGCUGUGUUAGUUCUUGAGGAAGAACAACAUGCUGUACAGCGUGGGGCAAAGAUAUAUGCUUCACUGUUGGGUUAUGGAUUGUCUGCAGAUGCCUCUCACAUAACAGCUCCUCCAGAAGAUGGUAACGGUGCAUAUCGAUGCAUGAAAUCUGCUGUACAGGAUGCUGGUGUCAAGCUGGAUGAAGUGACAUACAUAAACGCACACGCUACUUCUACACCAUUGGGUGAUGCUGCAGAGAACAGAGCAAUUAAAAGACUUUUUCAAAAUUCUCCACCUGCGGUAUCAUCUACAAAAGGUGCAGUAGCACAUAUGCUAGGAGCAGCUGGUGCCAUUGAAGCUGCCUUUACAGUAUUAUCUUGCUACCACAGCCAACUUCCACCUACUCUCAACCUUGAUAGAACUGACCCAGAAAUGGAUUUGAAUUAUGUUCCAUUAACCACACAGAAGUGGUGUCCCAAAACAGACAGGAGAAUUGCGUUAACUAAUUCUUUUGGUUUUGGAGGAACGAAUGCUUCUCUUUGUUUUUCUAGUGUUUGAAAAAAAAACCAUUUUCUGAAUGUAAGAUUACCUUGUUUAGUGUCACUUAAGGUCAUAUUUUGAUUACAUUCAAUUAUUUACAAGCUAUUUUUAUAUGAUGCUCUCAGUCUUGUAGUACAAAAAUAGCAAGGAUUUGUUAUUGGGUUAUAUUUUAGAGUUUAUGCAGGUAUUUUUCACAUCAGCAAAAAUAUUACUGCUUCCUACAUUAUUACUAUUGAUUUUACCA
Molecule: messenger RNA, 2095 nt
Organism: Ciona intestinalis (vase tunicate)
Lineage: Eukaryota; Metazoa; Chordata; Ascidiacea; Phlebobranchia; Cionidae
Product: 3-oxoacyl-[acyl-carrier-protein] synthase, mitochondrial
Biological process (GO): fatty acid biosynthetic process
Cellular component (GO): mitochondrion
Molecular function (GO): 3-oxoacyl-[acyl-carrier-protein] synthase activity
Source: RefSeq, a predicted model, not a curated record